This is a messenger RNA of Naumovozyma castellii, 1533 nucleotides long. RefSeq names its product snoRNP complex protein NOP56 (gene NOP56). Lineage: Eukaryota; Fungi; Ascomycota; Saccharomycetes; Saccharomycetales; Saccharomycetaceae. The record is from RefSeq and is a predicted model, not a curated record. The transcript has a single exon. Bases 1 to 1533 code for a protein of 510 amino acids.
AUGGCUCCUAUUGAAUACCUUCUUUUCGAAGAACCUACUGGUUACGCCAUUUUUAAGGUUAAAUUACAACAGGAUGAUAUUGGUUCCAGAUUAAAGGAAGUUCAAGAACAAAUUAAUGACUUCGGUUCUUUCACUAAGCUAGUUGAAUUAGUCUCCUUUGCUCCAUUCAAGGGUGCUGCUGAAGCUUUGGAAAAUGCUAAUGACAUUUCUGAGGGUUUAGUAUCUGAAAGUUUGAAAGCUGUCUUGGAUUUGAAUUUACCAAAGGCUUCUAAGAGUAAGACUAUCACUUUGGCUAUUUCUGAUAAGAAUUUAGGUCCUUCUAUCAAGGAAGAUUUCCCAUACGUUGAUUGUAUUGCUAAUGAAUUAGCUCAAGAUUUGAUUCGUGGUGUUAGACUACAUGGUGAUAAAUUAUUCAAAGGUUUACAAUCCGGUGAUUUGGAAAGAGCACAAUUAGGUUUGGGUCACGCUUACUCCAGAGCUAAGGUGAAGUUUUCAGUCCAAAAGAAUGAUAACCAUAUUAUUCAAGCCAUUGCUUUAUUGGAUCAAUUAGAUAAGGAUAUCAACACCUUCGCCAUGAGAGUUAAAGAAUGGUACGGAUGGCAUUUCCCAGAAUUGGCCAAAUUAGUUCCAGACAACUAUAAAUUUGCCCAAUUAGUUUUAUUCAUUAAGGAUAAAGCUUCCUUAAAUGACGAAUCUUUACACGACUUGGCUGCCAUUCUAAAUGAUGACGCUGGUAUUGCUGAAAGAGUCAUCGACAAUGCUCGUAUAUCUAUGGGUCAAGAUAUAUCCGAAACGGAUAUGGAAAAUGUCGGUGUCUUUGCACAAAGAGUAGUUUCUCUAGUUGAAUACAGAAAACAAUUAUAUGAUUACUUAUGUGAAAAGAUGCACACAGUUGCUCCAAAUUUGUCAGAAUUGAUUGGUGAAGUUAUUGGUGCUAGAUUGAUAUCUCAUGCUGGUUCUCUAACUAACCUAUCCAAACAAGCUGCCUCUACUGUUCAAAUUCUUGGUGCUGAAAAGGCUCUUUUCAGAGCUUUGAAGACCAAGGGUAACACUCCCAAAUAUGGUUUAAUCUAUCACAGUGGGUUUAUUGCUAAGGCUUCCGCUAAGAACAAGGGUAGAAUCUCUAGAUAUUUGGCUAACAAAUGUUCUAUGGCUUCAAGAAUCGAUAACUACUCCGAUGAACCAACUAGUGUAUUCGGUGCUGUCUUGAAGAAACAAGUUGAGCAAAGAUUGGAAUUCUACAGUACUGGUACACCAACUCUAAAGAAUGAAUUAGCUAUCAAAGAAGCUAUGGAUCUAUAUAAUAAGGAUAAGCCAGAAGAAGAACAAGAAGAAAAGAAAUCUGAAUCCAAGAAGAGAAAGGCUGAAGAAUCUGAAGACUCUGAAGAGGAAGAAAAGCCAAAGGCCAAGAAGGAAAAGAAGGAAAAGAAGGAGAAGAAGGAGAAGAAAGAAAAGAAAGACAAGAAGGAAAAGAAAGAAAAGAAGGACAAAAAGGAGAAGAAGUCCAAGAAGGAAAAGAAGGAAAAGAAAUAG